AGCCCCGGCCGCCGCAGCCGCCGCAGCCGCCAUGGCCUCGCCGGCCGCCAGCCCCGACUCGUCGUGCCACGAGGGCCCGGCCUCGGCGGCCUCGGCGCCCGCGGGGACCCCGACCUCGGACUCGGAGAACCUGAGCCCCGACGAGCUGGAGCUGCUGGCCAAGCUGGAGGAGCAGAACCGGCUGCUGGAGGCCGACUCCAAGUCGAUGCGCUCCAUGAACGGGUCCCGCCGGAACAGCGGCUCCUCGCUGGUCUCCAGCUCCUCGGCCUCCUCCAACCUGAGCCACCUGGAGGAGGACACCUGGAUCCUCUGGGGCCGCAUCGUCAACGAGUGGGACGAGUGGAGGAAGAAGAAGGAGAAACUGCUCAAG
Messenger RNA from Empidonax traillii (willow flycatcher), 370 nucleotides. Its product is annotated as EVI5-like protein. NCBI's taxonomy places the organism in Eukaryota, Metazoa, Chordata, Aves, Passeriformes, Tyrannidae. The annotation marks the transcript as partial. The record is from RefSeq and is a predicted model, not a curated record. The transcript has 2 exons.